AUGGGGGAGGUUCUGGAACAGUUCUUCAUUUUUGUAGGGCUGCUGGUGUGCCUGGUCUACCUGGUGAAGUGUGUGAGAUUCUCCAAAUGUAUUUUCCUGCGCUUCUGGAAAGUUUUGCCAAGAUCUUUCUUGAAAUCAAUGGGACAGUGGGCAGUGAUCACUGGAGCAGGAGCCGGGAUUGGGAAAGCUUAUUCAUUUGAGCUAGCAAGACAAGGACUCAAUGUUGUGCUUAUCAGCCGGACACUGGAAAAACUACAGGCCGCUGCCGCGGAGAUUGAGAGGACUACAGGGAGGAGUGUGAAGAUUAUACAAGCAGAUUUUACCAAAGAUAACAUCUAUGAGCAUAUUAAAGAAAAACUUAAAGACUUGGAAAUUGGAAUUUUAGUCAACAAUGUCGGAAUGCUUCCAGAUCUUCUCCCGAGACAUUUCCUUCAUUCACCGGAUGAAAUCCAGAGCCUCAUCCAUUGUAACAUCACCUCAGUAGUGAAGAUGACACAGCUCAUUCUGAAGCACAUGGAAUCAAGGCAGAAAGGUCUCAUCUUGAACAUUUCUUCUGGGGUGGCCCUCUUUCCGUGGCCCAUAUACUCCCUGUAUUCGGCUUCCAAGGCUUUUAUGUACACGUUUUCCAAGGCACUGCAAGCAGAAUAUAAAGAGAAAGGGAUCAUAAUCCAGGUGCUGACCCCAUAUGCUGUUUCAACCUCGAUGACAAAAUAUCUCAAAGCCAACGUGAUAACCAGGACUGCCGACGAGUUUGCUAAAGAAUCACUGAAUUAUGUCACGAUCGGAGAUGAAACCUGUGGCUGCCUCGCCCACGAAGUCUUGGCGAGCUUUCUGAGCCAGAUCCCGUCGUGGGUCUUCUACAGCAGUGGGUUCAGGAAGCUGCUCCUGACUCGCUACGUGGGCCACCUCAAGCAGCACUCCAGCACCCGGUAGUCCGGCAGGCAGAUGCGCCAUCCAGCAGUGCUUUCUUCACCCAGUGUGCGUUGGCUGUAGAGGACCAAGCAGCAGACCAGCACCGCCACCCCCUGA
Molecule: messenger RNA, 1029 nt
Organism: Diceros bicornis minor
Lineage: Eukaryota; Metazoa; Chordata; Mammalia; Perissodactyla; Rhinocerotidae
Gene: HSD17B3
Product: hydroxysteroid 17-beta dehydrogenase 3
Exons: 11
Coding region: 1-933 (310 amino acids)
Cellular component (GO): endoplasmic reticulum
Molecular function (GO): oxidoreductase activity
Source: RefSeq, a predicted model, not a curated record